Penicillium brevicompactum is the source of this 1002-nucleotide messenger RNA. RefSeq lists its product as uncharacterized. The transcript is spliced from 2 exons. The record is from RefSeq and is a predicted model, not a curated record. The coding region runs from base 1 to 1002 and encodes 333 amino acids. NCBI's taxonomy places the organism in Eukaryota, Fungi, Ascomycota, Eurotiomycetes, Eurotiales, Aspergillaceae.
AUGGACAAUCAGGAAUUCUGGCACAUGUUCCUGAAUGCCGAGUUGAUGGAAUGGGGACAUCGCGAUCAUCUCAAAUCAGGGUUUAUUCUCACCCUGGAAUCGCUCAAGGAAGGAGGAACCGUUUUUGACACCGCGGAGACUUUCAUCGGGCAUUUAAGGAGACUGAGGGAGGCAAGGCCGGAUAGCUUUCGAAACACUGAGCAUCGGGCUGCACCGGAGAACUCGACAACUGAGAAGUCAAUACUUGACAUCCCCUCCUCACGCCUCAGUGCGGCCAGCUUCAACGCACUUUUCGACUUGAACCCAGAUACUUGGAAAGACUACUACUCCGAGGGUGUCUGGAACAGUAUCGCAGCACGCAUGGCAUUUGUUCCACCUGAUAUCAAGCCACUGCCCAAUGUGAUAACGAUAGCAUCCAAGUCCCAAGAGCAUGCCGCUCUUUUCAAUCAAAUGGAGAGCGCUCUGCUACAAGAAGGCUCUGGACUGCCAAGCAUCGAAUUUUUGUCCUUCCAAGCAAUCUGGACCAUCAAAGAUGCAAAUGCAUUUGUUCAGUCAUCAAUGGCCGACUCUCCCACCAUAUCGAGUCAUUCGCACCUGCUGCUAUACUUGUACAGACGAUUUUUCGUUGGAAAUGACAAUGAUCAAAUAGGGAAUAUUGCAUUGAAGCAAUUUGAAACAAUAUCCGGUGCGCAAGUGGAUUCGGUUACACAAAAGACAUUCUGGAUACAGAUGUUUGUGAUUGCUGUGACCCGCACACGGAACAAAGAGCAAUUGACCGAUCGGGGGAGCUCGAAAGAAAGAACGACCAGUUUUGAGGAGCUCAUCUUGGACAAUCUCUAUCUGGUCUACGAGAAUCUUCACUGCUUAUAUUACACCCCGGAAAUCUGGAACAGUGAAGAAGCAUCCGCUGUCAUGAUUGCACCGGACAAAAGAAGUAUGUCUGGAUUUAUCGCAUCACCUGAGAAUAAUUCACUCGACGACGCUCUAUAUUCAUGGCUAUAG